Alternaria ventricosa is the source of this 414-nucleotide messenger RNA. RefSeq lists its product as uncharacterized. The coding region runs from base 1 to 414 and encodes 137 amino acids. NCBI's taxonomy places the organism in Eukaryota, Fungi, Ascomycota, Dothideomycetes, Pleosporales, Pleosporaceae. The record is from RefSeq and is a predicted model, not a curated record. The transcript is spliced from 2 exons.
AUGCAAGGACUGCACAAAAAUCUACGUUACACCCAACUACGCGAGGUCGACCCCUUUGCAGCGGAAGCGCAAGUGGAAGCCUACGAGCAAUACGUACGGGAUGCCUUCAAUCAAAGGCCAGAUACUCUCAGCCGCACGAUCAACAUACUCGUACACGACAUCAACUUCAUCAAGAUCAAGGAGAGCGAUGGUGACUUGAGAUGGAGAUUCGACGCAGCCUUCGUUCUCGCGAGGCAGAUAUAUGAAGCACUGCUUAAGUACAGCUACGGCAGGACUCCAUUGGAUGGUCGCAUAUGCUUGGCACUGCAAGCCGCCGAUAGCCAACUGAGUGUCAUCAUCGAGGAGAUGCUUGAAAAUUCCGGAGGCAAGGUGGAUUUGAGAAACGCUCAUGAUGAGAUCUGGUUUGUGCGGUAA